This is a messenger RNA of Phytophthora nicotianae INRA-310, 1196 nucleotides long. RefSeq lists its product as hypothetical. The record is from RefSeq and is a predicted model, not a curated record. The coding region runs from base 1 to 1035 and encodes 344 amino acids. Lineage: Eukaryota; Oomycota; Peronosporomycetes; Peronosporales; Peronosporaceae. The transcript is spliced from 2 exons.
AUGAAAGUAUCAACAGGUUUUGUCGUGGCUGCCUUGGCUGCAUUAAGUGUCAGCGUUAACGCUCAGUCAGCGAGUACAUCCGGCCUCGCGUCGGGAUCUUCGGACCCUAGUACGGAACAAACGCUCCCGGCGACAUCAAGCUCGGCCACUGAGACGGGUGGGUCGUUGCUUGAAGGUUUGGAUGAGGGCUUGACGACCGAUGAGACUAGCUCCCUCGAGGCCUCGUCAGGUGAGACUAGCUCGCUCGAGGGCUCCACGACGGAAUCAUCAGGCGAUACAACCUCGUCGUCGCUUACGGAACAGCUUCCAUCUUCAGGUUCUUCGGAAAUGACAGAGACUUCAUCGGGUUCAACAACCGAUUCAUCCGAGGAGACGACUCCGACCGAGUCGUCCGGUGAGACCGAGACUGAGACGAGUUCCACAGGUUCAACGGAGCAGUCCACGUCCGAAGGUGGCUUUACGGAUGAGCUGAAAUCGAUCUGGGUGGAACGUCACAACUACUUCCGAGUGCAGGCUCUGCCUUGGUCAGCAGGAAACAUGCAACGAAUGAACUGGGAUGAGGACCUGGCAAAGGACGCCGCCGCUGCGGCUGCGAGUUGCGCGGCUAAAACGACCACCGAGUCGGCAACCGACGAUGAGGAACCGGGUACAGUGAAGCCCAGCUCAGCCACGGGAUCGUCUUUCAGGAACCAGGAAUCGACGCCGUCAUCGGGAUCGGCGACGACCAGCUCGGGCAGCACCCCCAGCACGGAUUCGACCAAGCAGGAGGACUCGACUAAACAGGAGGAGGACUCAACUAAACAGGAAAGCAGCAAGCCGGCAUCCUCGGCUACGGGCCCGACGACUGCAGUCUCGGCCAAGAACGAGUCAAGUGUCGCUACUGCCGCGGGUGCUGCGAUCUCUCCAGCAGGUAUCGCCGGUAUUAUCGUGCUGGGAGUCGUGGCUGUGGCCGCAUUGGCAGUAUUCGUAAGCUACCGCAAGAACCAGCAACGGCAGCGGGACAUCAUGCGCGACGGCGGUAUCCAAGUCAUUUAAGUCCCAGGCAAAUUCCAAGAAGCUCGUAAUAGAUCGAGCCAACGUGAUGAAGCGUACGCGGUGUGCGUCGUCGCAGGUGAAAGACAGAGUGAGAGAUACAAUAGCGCGGCGAGGCCACCAAAUGUGAGCAUAAAGUCAAUCGAAUCCGGUUUAGUUUUAUC